This is a messenger RNA of Parasteatoda tepidariorum (common house spider), 2658 nucleotides long. Its product is annotated as death effector domain-containing protein. Gene Ontology annotation, molecular function: DNA binding; protein binding. Lineage: Eukaryota; Metazoa; Arthropoda; Arachnida; Araneae; Theridiidae. The record is from RefSeq and is a predicted model, not a curated record. Gene Ontology annotation, biological process: apoptotic process; extrinsic apoptotic signaling pathway via death domain receptors; regulation of apoptotic process. Gene Ontology annotation, cellular component: nucleolus.
AUCACGGAAACGCUUUUCAUUUACUGCGGAGAUGGUUUUGUUGAACAUGUCAAAAUCAACAUGGCGGCGGACUCGAGAUAUUACGCCAAGAUAACGCGGAACCAAAAUUCGCGUCAUGAAUCGACAAUGUUUAAAAUAUGUGAUCGUGUUGGAAGUCAUUUAUCACAAAACGAUGUUCAUUUAUUGACUAUAUUAUCUGGGAAUGUUUUGGAUUCAUCAACACGGCGUAAAAUAAAGAAUGGCAAAGAUUUGUUUCUUGCACUUUCAAAAGAAGGACAUUGUGAUGAAUCGAAUUUUGAAAGCAUUUUAGAAAUGCUUAAAAUAAUAAGGCGUCAUGACCUAUUACAUAUGUUCACUGUUAAGCAAAAACCUAAAGUUACCCUUGAUCCUGUUGAAGAAUACCUCAAAAAUAUAGGGCAAAUCUACCAAAAUGUUGAUGCCCUUGCCUCUUAUUCUCAGUCAAAUCAAACCUUAAGGAUAAGUGGUAACAAUAAUAAAGUACCUUCCACUCCAACUGAAGAUAGGAUAAACUUUCCUACUAGUGAAUCUUCUCCUGCCAAAAGAUUACGGCGAAGUCAACGAAUUUCAAACCGUAAUGUGAUUUACCAUGCACCGAGUAUUAUUGAUUCCAGUCCAACUGCAGCUAAUCAGAAAUAUACUUGUGAUGUUCGUCUCAGAGUUAGAGCUGAGUAUUGUAAUUACCAGUCUGUUCUACAAGGCAAUGUGUCAUCAGUUAAAGCAGACCCUGUAGAACGCCAGUUGGAGUGUUUUACUCAAGCAAGUGCAAUUUUACGUGCAAGGGACUUAGGCUACAUUGUAUGUGAUAUUAAAUUUUCAGAAAUAACAUACCUCGACGCAUUUUGGAGAGAUUACCUCAACGGAUCUUUGCUAGAAGCCUUAAAAGGUGUAUUCAUCACUGAGUCUCUAAAGCAAGCCGUAGGCAAUGAAGCAAUUAAGUUACUUGUAAAUGUGGAUGAAAGUGACUAUGAGAAAGGUCGUGACCUUCUAAUGAAAAAUUUACAUUUGACAGUUUAAACUUGUUAUGCUGUUUUAAUUCUUCACUGUUAUAAAGUUUUUAUUUAUUUUUUUUUGGAAAUAUUCAUAGUUAUAUAUUUGUUUUAUUCAUAUUAUUACAUAAAGUGUAAAAAAAAAAAACAUUUAUUUUGUAUUUGGUUACUCUUCUAAUUUGGUUCUUGUAAACAUUUGUUUAUUUUUUCCAUGGUCUAUGUAAACUCCAUUUAAAACUGUAUGUAAAAAGGUCGCAUAAUUAUUUAACUUUUUCGACUGUGAAAUGUUAUUGUCUCUCAUUACUGGCUUUUAAUGAAAGCUUUAGAUUUAUAAGAAUUCUAAUGGAUAUAGCUUUUGUACAUGUGGAAGUUUUAAUAUGAAUUGGAUGGAUUUAAAAUUUAUUAUUUCUAAAAUUGUACUAUUAGUGAAAUAAUCCCCUGAAUGACCAGGUCUUGAAUUAACAUUGCUACAUGCUGGCAUUCCCAAGCUUCAGACUUUUGAAUUUAUUGAAGGGAAAAGAAAGGAAAAAAAAGCUUUCAUCUGCUAAAUAUGUAACAAUCUUACAUUAACAUUGCUACAUGUUAGCAUUCCCAAGCUUUAGAUUUUUGAAUUUAUUGAAAAAUAAAUACUGUCACCUGCAAAGCAUGCAACGAUUAAUUUCUAAUUAAAUAACAAUUACGUAAAGGUUUUCUUUAAAACUAAAGUGGUACCAUAUACAUAUAUAACUCUUUCUGUAUAUUAAUUUCGUUUAUUACUUAUAAGUUGUAAGAAUUUUUUUUAAGCAAUUACUUAAUAUUUUACUUUAUUAGAAGUUUGUGUUCAGAAAAUAUAUCAGUUGGUAUUUUUGUUUAGUUUCAAUCUAUACUAGAAGGGUCUGCAUCGAGAUUGAUUAUAAUUGAAAACUUUGUAAUGUCAGUAAGUGCUCAGGGUUUUUUUUUAAAAAAAAUUUAUUCUUUGCCUCUGUUUUUCUUUUUUUUCUGUGUUAUUUUAGUGCUAAAAUAUAUUAAAAAUAAACUCAUGUUAGAUUAAGACCUUCAGGGGAUUAUUAACUUAAAUGUUUAAGUAACUGUCUUAUUUUUAAAUAAAUAUGUGCUCAGUUCUCAUCUCAGCUGACGGGUUUUAUAUACAAGAGCUAUCUUUUGGAGCAUAUUUAAAUAAAAUUAAGUGUAAUCUAACAGUCUACCUCAUGGUAAAAAAUUUAAGUUAUAAAACAUUAUUAGUGUUUUCAAUUUAAAAUAAAAGUUAUGCUGCAAAUAUCUAAAUUUCAAAUUUUUAUAUACACACUACAUACCUCUCUAGUUGAAUCAAAUUAAACAUUUCUUGUUACUUUUCAAUCAAAUAUGCUAUGAUGAUGGUUUAAAAACUUUAAAAUGAAAUAGUUUCACUUACAGCAUAUAGUGAGUUAUACAUAUGUUCUGAUUCAGCGUAUGUUAAAAUGUCCAACUUAGAUGUUGCUUUUCUGAGAAACUGCAGGAAUAUUCUAAAAUCAUUUUUAACCCUCUCACUUCUAGAUAAUGGGAGCUAAUUUUUGUAAAUUUGAUGUCUGGAAUUUAAAAUUUAUGAAGUUGACUUUAAAAGUAAUUUGAAAAAUAAUCAAUGAAUGGAAUUUUUAUGUUCAAGAAAAUUUGGAUUUGCACCAUAAGAAGAAAA